Diversispora eburnea is the source of this 4323-nucleotide messenger RNA. NCBI's taxonomy places the organism in Eukaryota, Fungi, Glomeromycota, Glomeromycetes, Diversisporales, Diversisporaceae. The record is from the annotation of a GenBank genome assembly.
AUGCAAAAAGAUAAACUUGGGCAGGAUAUUUUUCUUAUUGGACCUCCAGGGAAUUUACGUAGAGGAAUUGUUCUUAAGUACGCACAACUUACCAAUCGAGAAAUAGAGUACAUCCCAUUAUCAAAAGAUUGUACAGAUGCUGAUCUUAAACAACGUCGAGAAAUUUUGAAUGGGACAGCCUUCUAUGUGGAUCAAGCUUGUGUCCGAGCUGCUAUUAACGGUCGAAUUCUUAUAUUAGAUGGAAUUGAAAAAGCCGAAAGAAAUGUACUUCCAAUAUUAAACAAUCUUUUGGAAAAUAGAGAAAUGGCAUUAGAGGAUGGUAGAUUUUUGGUUCAUCCAAAACGUUAUGAUUCACUUAUAAAAACUAAUGAGAAAACGAAUAUGGAUGAAUGGAAAUUGGUAAAAGUUUCUGAUCGGUUUAUUGUAAUGGCACUUGGAUUACCUAUUCCUCCUUAUAUUGGACAUCCAUUAGAUCCUCCUCUCCGAUCACGUUUUCAAUGUAGAGAUAUUAAAUCACCAGGAUUUAAUGAUCAAGUUAAACACUUAAGUAGACUUGCACCAAAGGCUAAUAUUGAAAUUUUAGAAAGAUUAGUUUCCGUUGGAAAUGUUAUUGGAUCUAUGCAAUUUGAUAAUAGUGGUGGAAUAAAAAUUCCCGAAUUCCCAAUUUCAAUGGAAUCGAGUGUACUGAUAUUACAGUAUUUUCCUGAUAUUCAACCUCGAUUCUUAUUGGAUUUAUUAUAUCCUUGGCCUUUACUUUCGACAUGUGAUUUAGAACAAAGAAAUGUUAUAGAAACAAUUUAUCAUCGGUUUGGAAUGCUUGGCCACGAAAAUACUACAGAAAGUAAAGAUGAUAAUGAUUCUGUUCAGUACGAAUUUUUUGUUGAAACAAAUUAUCAUCAAAAUAUUUUUAAUGCAAUGUUAAUUGCCCAUUCAGUUGGAGAUUUUUGUCUCAUUGGGAUGAAAGGUGUAGGGAAAAGUGCUCUGGUUAGAUAUUUUGCUAGGAAACUUGGAUAUAAUAUUGAAUAUAUUCCUUUGUAUAAAGAUAUGUCAGCGCGUGAUCUUUUACAAAGGAGGAGUACCACUUUUUCCGGAGAUACUAUAUGGGAAAAUUCACUUUUGGUGAAAGCUGCCAUAACGGGAAAUUUAGCUAUAAUAGAUGGAAUUGAGACACUUUCUUUUGGUACUUUGGUUACUAUACAGAGGUUAAUAAAAGAACGCGAGAUAGUACUUCCUGAUGGAAAACAAUUAAUUAAUUACAUGAGAUAUAAAAGAUUAAUUCAAGAUUAUGGGUUUACUGAAAAACAAUUGAAAAGCAAAGGGAUACUUGCAAUACAUCCUGCUUUUCGUAUUGUAGCAUUGGCAAGACCUUUUAGUAGUAGUGAAGGAGAGUCAGGGUCAUGGCUUUCACCGGAAAUAGUUUCAAUGUUUCAGUUUUUGGUUGUCCGUCCAUUGAAUAAUCAAGAGGAAGCACAAGUUCUUAAAACAUUGUCUCCUGGCAUUGAUUCUGAAAAUCUUUCAUUAUUAUUACGCUUUGCUCAUCUUUUACGGAAUGAUACUGAUGAAACUAUAAAGUCAAUAUCUAACGCGCUAUCAACUCGACAACUUAUUCGAAUUUGUCGUCGGCUUACUCUUUUUCCAAGGGAAAGUCUUUAUGAAACAAUUCAUAAAGUUUCUCUUUCACGUUUUUUACCUUCUUUGGCGAAGGAAGCAUUAGAAGAAUUGAUGAUAAAUAAUGGAAUUUUAUCACCAUCUAAUCCUAUCAAUAUUAGUCAACUUAAAAUUGAAAUACUUCCUUCACGAGAUGAUCCUAAAAUACUUCGUAUUGGAGAUGUUGAACAACCGAUAUCCAAGGAAUCAAAUCCGCUUUUGAUUCCUAAUGUUUUGUUUCAUGAAAAUCCUCAGCAAACAUAUAUUCUUAUGCAAAUAUUACAAGAUUAUCAAUUAGGUGAACACUUGUUAUUGAUUGGUAACCAAGGUGUGGGUAAGAAUAAAUUGGCAGAUUAUUUUUUACAAUUAUUAAGAUUACCCAGAGAAUAUAUUCAACUUCAUCGCGAUACCACAGUGCAAAGAUAUAUAUUAGUUGUGGAUGAAGCGGAUAAAGCUCCCACAUAUGUUACAGCAGUACUUAGAAACCUUUUAGAAGAUGGUCAAAUGGUAUUAAGUGAUGGAAGAAGAAUAAUUUCUAAUUUGUCAUUUAAUAAAAAUUCAGAAGGAGAAGACAAAGAAAAAGAAGAAUGUAUUGUGAUUCAUAGGAAUUUCAGGAUGAUAGUCUUGGCAAAUAGACCAGGUUUUCCUUUCCUUGGAAAUGAUUUUUACAGAGAAAUUGGUGAUGUAUUCAGUUGUCAUGCGGUUGAUAAUCCUGAUUCGGAUUCAGAAAUGUUUCUUUUGAAGAAAUAUGCGCCAGAUGUAUCAGAAGAUUUAUUAUUGAGACUUACAGCAGUAUUUAAUGAUUUGAGAAAGUUGGUUGAUGAAGGAUUGAUUUCAUAUCCUUAUUCUACAAGAGAAUUAGUUAAUGUUGUCAAGCAUAUGCAGCAAUUUCCAGAUGAAGGAGUAUCCCGAAUAUUGCAAAAUGUAUUUGACUUUGAUCAAUAUGAUAAAGAUUCUAAAGACUUAUUAAUAGCAACAUUCCAAAAACAUGAGAUACCCGUUGGAUUAGAAUCUGAUUUUACUGUUAAUUUAGGAACCAGAAUAACAUUAUCAGAUCCAAUAAUAAGUGAAUAUUGGACGAGGUCAAAUAAUAUUACAGAAGAUAAGAUAUGUGAUGUGAAAAAGGAAAUCUUGGCAUUGAGAGGUAGAUGGGAAAUUCAAGUCGGGCGACCUAGAGAAUUAGAUAGAAUAGAAAGCCGUACUGUUACAUUUACUGAACAAGUUUAUAAUUUUAGAAUACCCACCCGUGGAGAAGCUAUUGAUAUUGUGGGUCUUGAAGAUGGAUCAUUAUUUGCAGUAACGACAAAUCCUGUUGCAUUACAUGCAAUAGACAAAGAACAUCAUAAAAUUUUGAGUAUAGAUUUAUAUGAAUAUUUCCCUUUACAGGAAGCUCCACCUAGAAUAAAAAUUUCAAUAAUUAAGCUUCCAAAUGAACAAAACAAUGAAUUAUGGCACUUAUUACUUCAUAAUUCUUCUGAUAAUUCCUUACUUUGCAUUGAUUUUGCUACUAAAAAUGUUAUGAAUACGACUUCUGCAUUUAUACAAAAAAUUUCGUUGACAGGAUUAAGUCCCACCUCAAAAUCAAUUAUGGUGAAUAAUUUUGAUUAUAUGGAAAUUUUAGAAUGUCUUGAUGGUCAAUAUUAUAUAAUUCACGCAAUACCAAAUGAAAAUAAUCAAAUUAGAGUUCCAAAUAUAUUACAAAAGAUUGAUGUUCACGGAUUCUUCAAAGAUUUUCCUGAAGAAAUUACUUAUGUUUCAUCAAGUGGAGUUUUUGCUAGACCAACUAAUGAUAUAUUAUCAGUUCGAUUCUUACAAAAUACAAAUGAUUCCAUGGCAAAUGUUUCAUUAUUUUUAUCUCGCACUGGACAAUUAGCAACCAUUAUUCCUCUAAAGGAUGGAAGAAGUGAAGGUUAUUUGGAAUUAUUUAAUCCAAUACAGAAUACUUUAUGGAGAAUUAUUAUUCCAUUGGCAUUUAAUGGGUCAAGAAAGAAGAGCAAUCCAGGUCUUAGUAAUAUUGAUCAACAAUUUGAAAAAGAUGCAGCUAUCUUAUUGGAAUUACCAAAUGGAAAUUUAUUAACAAUGGAUAAUAGUGGUAUUGUUCGUGUAUGGCAAGUUGAUCCUGGACAAUUGAUUAAGGCGGCAAACAUAUGGAGAAAGUUGGGUAAAAUAACUCAAGAAACAGCGGCAGAAAAUUUAUUGGGAACUGGUUCUGGUUCUGGUUCUAGUGGUGGCGGAGGAGAUCCUAUGAAUUUAAAAGGCCGUAACCAAACUUUUAUUGAUGUUGCUAAUUUACAAGUUAGAACUGAAGCUGCUCCACCUCGUAAGUUGACUGAUAUUCAAAGAGAAAUACAUGAAAUGACAAUGCAAAAGAAACUCGAGCAAGUAAACAUGACCCAGUCAGAUUCUGAAUUAUACCAUUCAUAUUUAAUUAAUGUACAACGCGAGAUUCGUGAAUUGCGAGUGAUUCUAGGAAGUAUUGAAGCUAAGAAUAAAGAACGAAUUUGGUUAAAGAACCAAAGUUCGGGAGAUGUUGAUGAUACUAAAUUAAUUGAAGGUCUCACAGGAGACAUAAAUAUUUAUAAGAGACGAGGAGAAAAUGAUGAUGAGAUUGAAUUUUUUCAAACAUGUAUAGAUUUAACUCGUAUGACCGUCGAUUGGAUCGUUCUAUGGAAGUAG